GCCGGCCGCCGGCCACCAGGGGGCGCUGUGGGGGCGGGGGCAGCGAGAGGCCCCCGGGAGGCGCCAGAGCGUCGCGGCGGCCCAAGAUGGCGCAGACGGUGAACGUGGGGGAACUGACGCUGCCGCAGCUGGAGCUGCUCAAGGGGCAGCUCGACCAGGAAGUGGAGUUCCUCUCGUCCUCCAUCGCCCAGCUCAAGGUGGUGCAGACCAAGUACGUGGAGGCCCGGGACUGUCUCAGCGUCCUCAGCAAGAGCAACGAGGGGAAGGACCUCCUGGUGCCGCUCACCAGCUCCAUGUAUGUCCCCGGGAAGCUGUCGGACACGGAGCGGGUCCUGGUGGACGUGGGAACCGGCUACUACGUGGAGAAGACAGCAGAUGACGCCCGAGUUUUCAAACGCAAAAUCGACUUCCUGACCAAGCAGAUGGAGAAGAUCCAGCCGGCGCUGCAGGAGAAACACGCCAUGAAGCAGGCCGUGGUGGAAAUGAUGAGCCAGAAGAUCCAGCAGCUGACGGCCCUGGGCGCCGCGCAAGGUGCCACCACCAAGGCGUAGCCUUCGGCCUCGGGGGCUCCCCCCCUCCUCGCCAUCGCCACCGGGACGCGAGGGGACACUGGAGGGCCCCCCCCACCUCGCUCC
Molecule: messenger RNA, 635 nt
Organism: Chroicocephalus ridibundus (black-headed gull)
Lineage: Eukaryota; Metazoa; Chordata; Aves; Charadriiformes; Laridae
Gene: PFDN5
Product: prefoldin subunit 5
Biological process (GO): RNA polymerase III assembly; RNA polymerase I assembly; protein folding
Cellular component (GO): prefoldin complex; cytoplasm
Source: RefSeq, a predicted model, not a curated record